GUAAAGUGGGAAGGGGAGCCGAGCAGGGGGGAGGUCGCGCCCUGCCGCUCCCAGGAUGUGCCGGCGGGGGUCCACACGGGGCCGGACGCCUCGGGUCGCCUACCCUGGCAGCUGUCGGGGUGGCAGUAGCCGGGGAGAGAAGGCAGGAUGACCAGCUCCCCAUUCCUGGAUCCCUGGCCAUCCAAGGAGGUGUCCAUCAGUGAGCGCCUGGGCCUUGGAGACCAUCCCAAUGACUCCUACUGCUACAGCUCAGCCAAGAACAGCACUGUGCUUCAGGGUGUCACCUUCGGAGGCAUCCCCACUGUCCUGCUCAUAGAUGUCAUCUGCUUUCUGUUUUUAGUCCUGGUGUUUUCCUUCAUAAGGAGAAGAUUCUGGGAUUAUGGCCGCAUAGCCCUGGUAUCAGAAGCAGGCAGUGAGACCAGAUUCCAGAGAUUGUCAUCUUCUUCCUCAGGGCAAGAAGACUUUGAAAAUGAACUGGGAUGCUGCCCUUGGCUGACUGCCAUCUUCCGCCUGCACGAUGACCAGAUCCUGGAGUGGUGUGGGGAGGAUGCCAUCCACUACCUGUCCUUCCAGAGGCACAUCAUCUUCCUGCUGGUGGUGAUCAGCUUCUUGUCCCUGUGUGUCAUCUUGCCUGUCAACCUCUCGGGAGACUUGCUGAAUAAAGACCCGUACAGCUUUGGGAGGACGACAAUAGCAAACCUGCAGACGAACAAUGACCUCCUUUGGCUGCACACUGUCUUCUCCGUCAUCUACCUCUUCCUCACUGUGGGCUUUAUGUGGCAUCAUACACGGUCCAUCAGAUACAAGGAGGAGAGCCUGGUGAGACAGACGCUGUUCAUCACAGGACUCCCCAGAGAAGCCAGAAAGGAAACUGUGGAGAGCCACUUCCGGGAUGCGUAUCCUACGUGUGAGGUGGUGGAUGUCCAGCUCUGCUACAGCGUGGCUAAGCUGAUGUACCUGUGCAGAGAGAGGAAGAAGGCAGAGAAGAGUCUCGCCUAUUACACAAGCCUGCAGGCCAAGACAGGCCGAGUGACCCUCAUCAACCCCAAGACUUGUGGCCAGUUCUGCUGCUGCGAAGUGCAGGGCUGUGAGCGGGAAGAUGCCAUCUCUUAUUACGCCCGAAUGAAUGAUAGAUUGCUGGAGAGGAUCACCGCUGAGGAGUGCCGGGUCCAGGACCAGCCCCUAGGAAUGGCCUUUGUCACCUUCCGUGAGAAGUCCAUGGCUACUUUCAUCCUGAAAGACUUUAAUGCCUGCAAGUGCCAGGGCCUUCGGUGUAAAGGGGAGCCCCAGCCGUCCUCCUAUAGCAGAGAACUCUGCGUCUCCAAGUGGACCGUCACCUUUGCCUCCUACCCUGAGGACAUCUGCUGGAAGAACCUCUCCGUCCAGGGUGUCCGCUGGUGGCUCCAGUGGCUGGGCAUCAACUUCACUCUGUUUGUGGUGCUGUUUUUCCUGACCACACCCUCCAUCAUUAUAUCCACCAUGGACAAGUUCAAUGUCACCAAACCCAUCCAUGCGUUGAAUGACCCUAUCAUCAGCCAGUUUUUCCCCACACUCCUGCUCUGGUCCUUCUCGGCGCUGCUCCCAACCAUUGUCUACUACUCCACACUGCUGGAGUCUCACUGGACGAGGUCAGGGGAAAACCGGAUCAUGGUGUCCAAGGUCUACAUAUUCUUGAUCUUCAUGGUGCUGAUCCUGCCCUCCCUCGGCCUGACUAGCCUGGAUUUCUUCUUCCGGUGGCUCUUUGACAAAACUUCCUCAGAUGGCUCCAUCCGGCUGGAGUGUGUCUUCCUGCCAGACCAGGGUGCCUUCUUUGUGAACUACGUCAUCGCCUCAGCCUUCAUCGGCAGUGGCAUGGAGCUGCUGCGGCUGCCGGGCCUCAUCCUCUAUACCUUCCGCAUGAUCAUGGCCAAGACAGCCGCUGACCGCAGGAAUGUUAAGCAGAACCAAGCCUUUGAAUACGAGUUCGGAGCCAUGUAUGCAUGGACGCUGUGUGUCUUCACCGUCAUCAUGGCCUACAGCAUCACCUGCCCCAUCAUCGUGCCAUUUGGUCUCAUCUACAUCCUGCUCAAGCAUCUGGUGGACCGGCACAACCUGUAUUUCGCUUACCUCCCGGCCAAGCUGGAGAAGAGGAUUCAUUUUGCUGCUGUGAACCAGGCCUUAGCAGCUCCCAUCCUCUGCCUCUUCUGGCUUUUCUUUUUCUCCUUCCUUCGUCUGGGUCUGACGGCCCCCUCCACUCUGUUCACCUUCCUGGUGGUGCUGCUCACCAUCCUGGCCUGCCUGCUCUACACUUGCUUUGGAUGCUUCAAGCACCUGAGCCCCUGGAACUACAAGACAGAAGAAUCGUCAAGUGACCGAGGAAGCGAAACAGAGGCCCACGUGCCCCCAUCAUUCACACCCUACGUGCCUCGGAUUCUGAACGGUUUGGCCUCUGAGAAGACGGCAUUAUCCCCGCAGCAGCAGCAGACGUACGGUGCCAUCCGUAACAUCAGUGGGACUCUUACUGGGCAGCCUGUGGCUCAGAAUCUUAGUGACAGCCUGGCUGAUGCUUACCAGGAAUCCUGAGAGUGGGCAAGCUGCUGGUCUGACUGGCUCAGGGCACUCAGGAGGGACUGGAGCCCAGACAGGCUCUUGAGUGCUUUCCUGUUUUCAAGCUUCUGUUUCGUGAGAGGAGGGAACCAGCAGGUCAUGGGGGCUCAGGCCCAUGGCUGAGGGUAUACGGUAGGGCUGCUGUUCCUAAGCGCCAUCUGUAGGCUGCUUUUCUGGUUCUAGUGUGGGGAACACCUGCAGCUCUCUCCCUCAUGUGGCCAGAUGAGGAUGUGCACAUUUCUUCCUCCACCCACCGCAAGGGUACAGUUCUGAAGGUGGGAUGAUGUCCCCAGUGGUUUGUUGUCAUGAUCGUGUGUUGGAAUUUUGAUCAGAAUGAUCAGAUUUAGAGACCACUGAUUGAUGGGGAGAUGUGUCCAGGAAAACCCGGGAACGCUGCUUAGCCUUCUGUAAGCGGAUGCAUAGCUAAUGACCAGCGACCCUGCAGCAGUUGGGUCAGAGACAGAGCCCAUGGGGGGGGGGGGUCCUACAAUGCUUCCCAAGCCUGCAGCCCCUUCUCAGGGAAAAGUGGACGGCUGUAGGGACCAGGAAGCAUCUUGUCCUUGCUGCCAGCAGCAGGCAGCAUGCACUUGCCCACUGGCUAUGUGGCCACCUUCACACCUGCUGUACCUCUGGGUUUUUGUAUCAUGUUGCCUGAGAUCCUGUGACUGGGGUCACCCUGCAGUAGGCAGGGACACUGAGAACCAUUAAUAAAGUGGCCACUCGGUUGGUGGUAAGAUCUCA
Molecule: messenger RNA, 3327 nt
Organism: Arvicola amphibius (Eurasian water vole)
Lineage: Eukaryota; Metazoa; Chordata; Mammalia; Rodentia; Cricetidae
Gene: Tmem63a
Product: transmembrane protein 63A
Exons: 23
Coding region: 148-2562 (804 amino acids)
Cellular component (GO): plasma membrane
Molecular function (GO): nucleic acid binding; calcium-activated cation channel activity
Source: RefSeq, a predicted model, not a curated record